UUCCCCACACCCACAAGAUCUCCAUCCCUUUUACUCAGCACACGCUCCCUCUUGCUCUUUCCUUACGCUCGACCGCUGCCUCUCGUAUAUAUAUAUAUAUACCACACUAUCUGUCUCUGUGAAGAAAAAAUUAUUACUCUCGGAAAAGAAUCCCUGUCCUUCUUUUUUUUUUGGGAGUAAAUAUGAUUUGCCUCUUCGCAUAAAAACAUUUCCGACCGCUCGUACUUGGAGGCUCGGCCCGUUUGCCGUGUUUGAAUCCCCUAACUACACUAACGCUUUCCCUCGACUAUCAUUCUUGCCCCUGACGGGACGGGCUUAGACAAGCAUCACUGUCUUUGUGCGGGGAAAGACAAGUUAACCUCACGCCCUCGCCGAGACUUCCGUUACCAUGGUGGCCGGUAUCAGCAAACGUCAGCAGUUCCGCAAUGAGCGGGCACUGCAGGACCUCAUUCGGUCGGUUCCUGGCAAUGACCGAUGCGCCGACUGCCAAGCUAUGAAUCCAGGAUGGGCUAGUUGGAAUAUGGGCAUUUUUCUGUGCAUGCGGUGCGCGUCCCUGCACCGCAAGUUGGGCACUCAUAUCUCGAAGGUUAAAUCUUUGAGUAUGGAUAGUUGGACGUCAGAACAGGUCGAUAACAUGAAAUCGCACGGGAAUAUGGUUAUGAACAAGAUCUUUAAUCCUCGGAACGUGAAGCCCCCUGUCCCCGCCGAUGUUGAUGAGUCCGAUGCAUGCAUGGAAAAGUUCAUCCGUCAAAAGUACCAAUAUCGAAGCUUGGACGAUGGGAAACCGAAACCACCUAGUCGUCAAAAUACUGGCAGUGACCAGUCUCUAGAAGGCUCACCGCCUCCUCUUCCCCCCAAACCUGCCAGGCCCUUUGGGUUCGGUUUGCGAUCGGCCUCCUCCACGACUAGUCUUCAUCGACUGUCCACCAGACAAGCCACGUCUCCCGGAUCGCCUCCCUCUAGAAGCGGCUCCCAGGGCAUGGGGGCUUCUGUUAACGAUGGGUCCUUCGAGUCGAAGAUGGCUACUCUGCGGAGUAUGGGUUUUGCAAAUGAGUACCGAAACUCUGCUGUACUCAAAGGCUUGGAUGGUAACCUUGAUAAAUCCAUUGAGACCCUGAUUAGACUAGGGGAGGGUAACGCCACGUCGCGAGCCAGGACACCCGUUCAAGCGACAACUGCCGGUGACUCCGCUAGACAGCAAGCUUCCUCUAAUCCUUUCGACCAAUUGGAUUCCAAGCCAUCUCAGCCGGCUGGGCAGUCGUACAAUCCUUUCGAUGCUCCUGCUCCGCAACAACCUGUGCAGUCCCUUGAGGCGUCGUUCCAACACCUUCAGGUAUCACAGCCGCUGUUCCCACACUCAACGGGCGGAUAUCCCAACCAGCGGCCGUCUUUCCCUCACCCCCUUUACCAGCAACCGAUCACUCCCCCAGUGAUGCCUACAAUCCCUCAGGGCGCAUUCGUGCAGUCUCCGCAACCCGUUGAGGGUAGCCACAACCCGUUCGUCCAGUCAGGCAGCUUCAUUUCCGCUCCGAAUCAAACUCCCGGCGUCGUUCAACCUCAGACAAACCCUUUCUUCACUCAAGCUCCUCAGCAACCCAACUCCUUGCAACCGCAAAGUCAGGCUCCCGCGGGAUACCAUCCACCCAGACAUGCCAACACCAUGCCCGCCAUGUCUUCGACCUCACCUUUCGGGGGGCCCUCCCCAUUCCAGCAACCACAGCAGCAGCAGCAGCAGCAGCAGCAGCAGCAACAACAACAACAACACCAACAAAUGCAAACCCCACAACUUCAAGUACAACCACCCCAGCCUCAAGCCUUCCACAACCCCUUCCAACCCAUGACGGCGCCCCCCACCCCGCAAAGUGCGGGGUACCAAAACCAGUCGCAUCUUGGCCUGCAGGCCCCCGCGCAGCAUCUAGCCCCACAGCCAACGGGCCGUAUGGACAAGAACAGCAUCCUCUCAUUGUACGGCCUCUCCCCACCACCAUCAGCCACAUCCGAGCACUCCCAGAUCUCAAGCCCAGCAGGAGUGACCCCCUUCCCGAACUCAGCACCGACACCUACCGCACCACAACCCCAGGUCCUCCAACAACCCACAGACUUCCAAUCUGCAGGUACCCGGAACCCCUUCAUGGGCACUCAACAAGCCGCCACUGGAUAUUCUCAACAGCAACAGCAACAGCAACAACCAUACCUUCAACAGUCCCAACCUCAAACCCAAUACACCACGACCCCCUUCAACAUGCCCAUGAAAUCCAACACCAUGCCACCCAGCGCACCCAGCGCCUUCGCUAGACCGCAAGGCCAUAUGAGCCAGCAAAGCGUCGAUAUUAACGCGUUCCAAAACGGCCGACACAGUCCGGAUGCGUUCGCCAGUUUGAGUGCGCGGUAUGGUUGAUCGGUA
This is a messenger RNA of Aspergillus alliaceus, 2404 nucleotides long. Its product is annotated as putative GTPase activating protein for Arf. NCBI's taxonomy places the organism in Eukaryota, Fungi, Ascomycota, Eurotiomycetes, Eurotiales, Aspergillaceae. Gene Ontology annotation, cellular component: Golgi apparatus. The coding region runs from base 389 to 2398 and encodes 669 amino acids. Gene Ontology annotation, biological process: endoplasmic reticulum to Golgi vesicle-mediated transport; intra-Golgi vesicle-mediated transport; endocytosis. The transcript has 4 exons. The record is from RefSeq and is a predicted model, not a curated record. Gene Ontology annotation, molecular function: protein binding; GTPase activator activity.